Molecule: messenger RNA, 966 nt
Organism: Plasmopara halstedii
Lineage: Eukaryota; Oomycota; Peronosporomycetes; Peronosporales; Peronosporaceae
Exons: 2
Coding region: 1-966 (321 amino acids)
Source: RefSeq, a predicted model, not a curated record
AUGAUAGCUUGUAGGCGACGCAUGAUUUUCCUUCUGAACAUUGUCAGUCUUCAAUUCGCAAUCCCCGUAGUACUUGUCAGCAAGUCCAUGAAACCAACUAGAAUCGUCGCUGCCGUUGUUGCUCUAACCACUCUGCACAGAGUAGACGCUGCCAGCAAAGAUAGCUGCGCACCCAUCGACUUCACAACCAAAGAAGCAGAAUUUGCUGACUUGGAUGACGCGAUCAAGACCACUGCUGUAGGUAAACUCCUGGGAUCAGUAGUCGGUGAAAUCGACCCACUAACGCGCGAGAAUAUCGAGUUGCGAAAUUUCAGCUACUCUGCUAUGGGCAAAGAUAUGAUCAUCUCGACCUCGGUUCAAUCGAUUACAAUUGAAGGACUCAGCGCCUUUGAACCCGUUCAUAUCAACGUGACUUCUGCAAAUUCUAUCUCUAUUCGCACAUCUUCGCAAGACCAGGUGACUAUCGACGCAGUCUUGGACGUCUAUAUUGACACAAUGGAUGUGACUAUUAACACCAAAGUUAAUUGUGUACUCGAGAAGCCGGUGCUUUCGGUCGACGUCGAAGCCAACCUUCUUGAGUGCGCAAAGGGUAUACCUGCUUCGCAAUGUUCAGACCUGACCGUCCAGGGACUUCAGUCUGAACUAAAGAAGGCGGUAACCCGGUCGAAUUAUGUGAGCAUAAUGAAGGAAGUACUGAUGAAGGUUGAGAAUGCGUCAGUCUCUGAUUUUUCGCUCGACUUUGAGUCCAUUUCGGAUGUCUCCGUAGACUAUGAUAGCCCUGGAUUUUGGACUCGGCAAUUUUUAAAGGUCGUUCCGGAAUACUCAGCCGACGACAUUAACUCGAACGACGAGAGCUACACCAGAGUUGUGUCGAUUGUGAACAAGCAUGCUCCUUCGAUUCUAAACUCUUUGAUCGACUCCUUCUUACAGCCUUUGUUCGGUGCGACUUGCAUUUCAGAAAAUUAG